AUAAAUAAAAUAAAAAUUAAAACAGGUCGAAGUAUUAAAGCCCAAGACAGCCAAAGCAGGUCAGCAAUGACAGCCCCCAGAGUUAUCUCACUUCAGGUUUCUGGAUUUCGAUGUUUUUACCAGUACCAGGGGCGGACUGACCAUUUAGCCACUCUGGCACUGCCUGAGGGCCCAGGGUCAGUAGGGGGCCCCAUGAGAUGCCCCUGGUACCUUUCAUUGGCUUUUUCAUAGGCUUUUUUGGGUGUGGGCGAGGACACGGGGGCCCCAUAAUCCCCGGGGGCCCCAUGAGUUGUCAGUCUGCCCCUGACCAGUACUG
Messenger RNA from Staurois parvus, 316 nucleotides. NCBI's taxonomy places the organism in Eukaryota, Metazoa, Chordata, Amphibia, Anura, Ranidae. The record is from the annotation of a GenBank genome assembly.